GGAGCGUGAGACAAUCGGAGUUCAGCUCCACCCCCGGACUAACUCCGACCUCAGGUGUUUCCAGGGGCUGGUGCUAAGGUCUUCGACUCUCUGUCGCCUUUCUGAGGUUGGACGGGCCUCGUUCCCAGGCCCUUGGCUCCUAUUCCAGGAAACCGGCGUCCUGCUGCACGAUGUCCCACCUGGGACCCCUGCGCCGCGGGGUUUGCGCUGCGCUGCUCGGCCAGCUCCUGCGACCUCCUCGUGCUGUGUGCAUCCGGGCGCUUGGCUGUCACAGCCAGGUUGCACAGGCAGUGUUAACAUCCCAACUGAAACCACAUCAAGAGAAACCAAAUUUUAUCAUCAAGGUUCCAAAGGGCACCAGGGAUUUAAGUCCUCAACAGAUGGUUGUGAGGGAAAAGAUUCUUGAUAAGAUUAUCAGCUGCUUUAAGCGUCAUGGGGCAAAGGGGUUGGAUACGCCAGCAUUUGAGCUAACAGAAAUGCUCACCGAGAAGUAUGAGGACAACUUCGGCCUCAUGUACGAUUUGAAGGAUCAAGGUGGAGAGUUGUUGUCUCUUCGAUAUGACCUUACUGUUCCUUUUGCUCGCUAUUUGGCCAUGAAUAAACUGAAGAAUAUGAAACGAUAUCAAGUUGGAAAGGUGUGGCGGCGAGAGAGCCCAGCCAUAGUCCAGGGCCGCUACCGGGAGUUCUGCCAGUGUGAUUUUGACAUUGCUGGUGAAUUUGACCCAAUGAUCCCUGAUGCAGAAUGUUUGAAGAUCAUGUGUGAAAUCCUAAGUGCCUUGCAACUGGGGGACUUUCUCAUUAAGGUAAAUGACCGGCGGGUUGUAGAUGGGAUGUUUGAUGUCUGCGGUGUUCCUGAGAGCAAGUUCCGUACCAUCUGUACAUCAAUGGACAAACUAGACAAGAUGUCUUGGGAAGAUGUGAGAUAUGAGAUGGUGGCACAGAAAGGCCUAACUCCUGAGGUGGCCGAUCGAAUUGGGGAGUAUGUCCAGUGUCAUGGGGGGAUUUCUCUGGUAGAGGAAAUGUCCAAGGAUCCCAGACUGUCCCAAAGCCCGAGGGCCCUGCAGGGCUUAGGAGACCUGAAGCUGCUCUAUGACUACCUGAGUUUAUUUGGAAUUGCUGAAAAGAUCUCCUUCGACUUGAGUCUGGCCCGGGGCCUGGACUAUUACACAGGAGUGAUCUACGAAGCCGUGCUCCUGCAGCCUCCAGGUCAGGCUGGAGAGGAGGCUCUGAAUGUGGGCAGCGUGGCUGCUGGUGGACGCUACGACAGCCUGGUAGCCCAGUUUGAUCCCAAGGGCCAUAACGUGCCCUGUGUGGGGUUGAGCAUUGGCGUAGAGAGAAUCUUCUACCUUGUGGAGCGGAAGAUGAAGGCGUCUGGUAAGAAGGUUCGAACCACAGAGACUCAAGUGUUUGUGGCCACACCCCAGAAGAACUUUCUCCGAGAGCGUUUGAAGCUAAUUGCAGAGCUUUGGGAUGCUGGGAUCAAGGCAGAGAUGCUAUAUAAAAACAAUCCCAAACUGUUAGCCCAGCUGCAUUAUUGUGAGAAGGCAGACAUUCCUCUGAUGGUCAUCAUUGGUGAGCAAGAACAGAAUGAAGGUGUCGUCAAGCUCCGUACAGUGGCCAGCAGAGAAGAAGUGACCGUUAAUCGAGAAAAUCUUGUGGCUGAAAUUCAGAAACGACUGUCCGAGUCUUGAUUGUUGCCUAGUUCCCAUCUGCUGUCCUCAGAAGAAAGGUUUUCUUCUAGGACUGAAUUCUGGUGGAUGUUACAACAGCUGACCAGCAUGGAUGUCAUGCAAGUGCCUUCUGCCUCCCUCUGUCCUGGAUACAGAAGUAGAUGGGUCCUAAGGACUCGUGGAUUAGCAGCUGCUCUGCUUGAGUGCACACUCUAUCUAACUGCAAAGGCAGAGCUGAAGUGCCUCUGAAUUCUCUCAGGAGAUGUUAAGACGGUUCCUGUGAGCAAGGCUCUGGAAGAGUUGCCUCAGGCUGAGACUCUGACCCAUUGAAAUGAGAAGCUAAAUAUGUACUUCACUUUAACUGUAGCUUGGGAACCAGAGUUCGGAGAAUUUGUCUACAUCACCCUGUGGUUUGUCUGUGGAGUAUUUGACAGCAAGAAUGGACAGUGAACAGAGAUGAUGUCCCAAGGACCCAGGAGUGCAUCUGUUGAUUCUUGCAGCUAACAGUAGAAGGGUGGGGCUGUUUAAUAAUUUUGGACAUUGAAUUUAAUGGAUGAUCAGUUAGUGAUCUGAUCUUUUGAGAUUGUGAACACCAUUCUCUUUGCCACAGUAACUUCUCUUGAUUAUUCCAUAUCCUGCUCUGGAGGUUGUUCUAGAAGUGGCUAUAUAGUAUGUUACAUUUCAAAAGUGUACUAGUGAGCCAGAGAGAGGGCUUCUUAAGGGAGCAUAUUGCUUUUGCAGAGGACCUGAGUUCAGUUCCCACUCAGAGUGAUUACAACUACCUGUAAUUCCAGUACCAGGGGAUCUGAGGCUCUCUUCUCAGCUCCAUAGACAUCUGCACUUAAUGUACACAUACACACAGACCCAUACACAUGA
Messenger RNA from Onychomys torridus (southern grasshopper mouse), 2546 nucleotides. RefSeq names its product histidyl-tRNA synthetase 2, mitochondrial (gene Hars2). Gene Ontology annotation, molecular function: histidine-tRNA ligase activity; identical protein binding; ATP binding. NCBI's taxonomy places the organism in Eukaryota, Metazoa, Chordata, Mammalia, Rodentia, Cricetidae. Gene Ontology annotation, biological process: histidyl-tRNA aminoacylation. The transcript is spliced from 13 exons. Gene Ontology annotation, cellular component: cytoplasm; mitochondrion. Bases 171 to 1691 code for a protein of 506 amino acids. The record is from RefSeq and is a predicted model, not a curated record.